AAGCAGGAGCGCACCGACACCCGAGCUGCGAAGGCGUUUGAGGAACGCGUGUGCGCAGUUACGCCGGUCAUUCUGCGCGCAAGGGAUCGAUCAGAGUUCACGGGUGGAAAUACUGACCCGGUGAUAAACUCUGGAUUCGGGAAAGAGAGAGAAAGAUAUAGAGAAAGACGUUCGUUUUGGUGAUGCCUGGCGCGCACACGCGCAGUGCACGCGUCAGAGCAGCGCGUUUACGCACGUCCCUUAACGCGCUCAGCUCCUUACCCUAGCGCGAAUUCCAAAAGGAAACCGGAAAUGGUGAGGAAAAAAAAAAAAAAAAAAAAGAAAGCUUUGUGGCUUAUAAGUAGCCAUGUAACACCUCACACGGGCACGCCAAGGCGCGCGCAACAGGUGCCCGCGCACACGGCGUGCCAGCGUCGCAGACAAGACGCCGCGUGGAUCAGCGUCGGGGGGUAGGGGAGGGGGCUUGGACGACUCGCGCACAGGUCGCCCGUCGUCGGCACGUCGUAAACUUUUUUGUAAACCGAUCCCGGAGACGCGACGCUCGUGGCGAAGAGAAGGAUAACGAGGCAGUGGAUGGAGGUCCGUGCGCGUGUGUCGGUCUGCUUUAGUAAGCUUUAGUGAGCAGACCAGAACACCACUGCUUCCACCACUCGUUCCAUCACUCCUUCUUACACCACUCCUUCAAUCAUUACCUCCACCUCUCCUUCCAUCGCUCCUUCCUCGGACAACUGACGUCAUGCGCAAACGGAACGCAGAGUAGAAAGCCUAAGUGGGCAGAGGAAGUCGGGCUCUCCUCCCACCCGCCUUCUCUCUCUCUCUCUCUCUCUCUCUCUCUCUCUCUCUCUCCAUCUCCCUCCCUCCCUCUCUCUCUUUCUCUCCCUCCUCCAGUACUUCUCAUACAUAUUACCAAAGCCUUUAAUCUGACGGCACACAUCACAAAGUCAGCUUCAGGCUUCAGGCUUCCCCGCAUUUCUUAGCUCGUGCAAGUGUGUAUUUGCGUGUUUAUGUGCGCGGGCGCGCGUAUGCGUGUGUGUGUUGCGUGUUUCCCCCACCCCCGCAACUUGGCUUUAGGUUCGUGUCUGAGGUUUUGCCAAGGUACCUGGGCACACACACACGCACACACACACACACACACACACACUGGUACACGUAGCAGUUUAUCUCUGCAUGGAGAACCUGCCUGGACAUCCCCCGGAGUUUAACGUGAUCCGUCUGCAGUCAUCGCAAACUCACGUGAAAGAGGAAAGGUGGAAAAAACAGGGUGGAUAAAAACAAAUCUUGAAAGACUGAAACCAGCUGCCGGACAGUGCAGGUUACAAUUUUUAAAACAAAAAAAACCGAGAAAAAAAAAAAGAGCAAACAAAAAAAAAACAAUUGUAAAAUCUUGGUGUCUGGAAGAGUUUCGGGUGAACCUGAAGGCCAGGAUGAGCAAAGCUGCCAGUUCAACAAGUGGCUGUUUGGAUAUUUUAAACGUCAAAUCCAGUCGCAUCCUGGAUAUACCGUGCAAAGUAUGUGGAGACCGAAGUUCAGGGAAACACUACGGAGUGUAUGCUUGUGAUGGAUGCUCUGGAUUCUUCAAGAGGAGCAUACGGAGAAACAGGACGUACGUCUGCAAAUCUGGCACACAGGGAGGCUGUCCGGUGGAUAAGACGCACAGGAACCAGUGCCGAGCCUGUCGCUUGAAGAAGUGCCUGGAAGUGAACAUGAACAAAGAUGCCGUGCAGCACGAGCGAGGCCCGAGGACGUCGACCAUCCGCAAGCAAGUGGCUCUUUACUUUCGCGGACACAAGGAGGUGAACGGAUCCUCGUCCCACUUUCCCAGCACAUCCAUCCCCGGCUUGCACUUCUUCACCACAGUCACUCAACUCGAGACUCACAGCCUGGAAUUAAACACCGUUCCGAACACUCCGGAGCGCCAGGGCAUGGUGGGGCUCGCUCAGCCUACUCCCAAAUAUCCACAUGAAGUCAGCGGAACGCCCAUGUACCUGUACGAGGUGGCCACGGAGUCCGUGUGCGAAUCAGCCGCACGGCUCCUGUUCAUGAGCAUUAAAUGGGCUAAGAGUGUUCCGGCUUUCUCCACACUCCCUUUACAGGAUCAGUUGAUCCUAUUAGAAGACGCCUGGAGAGAGCUGUUCGUUCUGGGGGUAGCGCAGUGGUCCAUUCCCGUGGACUCCAACACUCUGCUUGCUGUUUCAGGUAUGACGACAGAAAACACAGAGUCCCAGAGGCUAAACAAGGUGGUCUCAGAGAUCCAGGCUCUGCAGGAAGUGGUGACACGUUUCCGGCAGCUGCGGUUGGACGCCACGGAAUUCGCCUGCCUAAAGUGCAUCGUGACUUUUAAAGCUGUUCCGACGCACAGCGGAGCCGAACUGAGGAGUUUCCGAAACGCGAGCGCCAUUGCAGCGCUUCAGGACGAAGCCCAGCUCACGCUCAACAGCUACAUUCACACCAGGUACCCGACUCAGCCGUGUCGCUUUGGGAAGCUGCUCCUGCUUUUGCCGGCACUGCGCUCCAUCAGCGCGUCUACGAUCGAAGAAGUGUUCUUCAGGAAGACGAUCGGAAAUGUUCCCAUCACACGGCUUCUCUCUGACAUGUACAAAUCGAGUGACAUUUGAGCUUUUUUUUUUUGAGGACUUUUUAUGACAAUGAAAUAUAAAAAAAAAAAUCCUAGAUGGAAAAGUGACACCAUCAAGUAACAAAACCUGACUUACGACAAUUAUAGAGAAGGAGAACGGCUUAGAAUGCUCCCGGAAACAUCUCUCUCUCUCUCUCUCUCUCUCUCUCUUCAGACGGCUCAAAAGAAACCAGGAAUAAAGACUGUGAACGAGUUCUGUUCUCUGAUGCCGGUCUGAAGGAUGCCUCGGGAUGCCUAAUUCCCAUCUAAUCUUUUUUUUUUUUAAACCUACUUAUCGAGAAAACGUUUGUGAUUCUUUCCCUCCCCAAACAAUCAGACAAUUAUGAUCAGCUUUCGGACCAAUGACCAAUAGUUUUUUUGUGUUAUGUUGUUUUUUUGUUGUUGUUGACUCGUUGAGAGCUGUGGGUGAAACCAUGUGGCUUUCGGCGACGUACACUGUGUUGCCAAAAGUAUUCAGACACCCAGCCAUAUGUGCUUCUUCACCAAACUCUUACCAGAAAUUUAGACCAUGAAAAUACCACUUCCGGCCUGGAGUGGCAGAAUAGUUUAUAUAUAUAUAUAUAUAUAUAUAUAUAUAUAUAUAUAUAUAUAUAUAUAUAUAUAUAUAUACUGCCUUGCCAAAAGUAUUGGGACACCUGACUUCUCCAGCCGUGUUUGGUUUUCCUCCAAAACCGUUCCCACAAAGCAUAACGAUGCACCUGCACACAAACCAGCUCCAUGACUUAUCUGCUUUUUAUAGGCUGGAUGUGAGUGUGGAAGAUCUUGAGUGGCCUCCUAUAGAGCUCCAACCCUUUUGAACAUGUUUGGGAUUAAUGUUUAUACGGUGACUUCACCUCACUUCCUCACCUACAUCAGUAUCUGGCUUUACUAAGUGGCCAAAUGAAAUCUCAAACAUCUGGAACAUGUUCCAAUGGGUUGGAUGUGUGUAAAAGAUCUUGAGUGGCCUUGCUAUAAAGCUCAAACCCUUUGGGAUGAAUUGGAACACUGGCCCGGAGCACAAAUCACCAACAAAAUCUAGUGGAACAUCUUCCCAGACGAUCCUUGUUCAUAAGAGCAAAAUGAGACUCAAUGUGGAACAGGAUUUUAAAAAGGAAACUCCAUUCUUAUAGUCAGGUGUCCAUAAACGUUUGGCAAUAUAGUGUAGGGGUCCAAUUAAAGAUGCGGAUGGAGACAGGUUUUUAAACAUGGUGCUGAAAUCCAAAAGCUUGUAUACCUAAAGUGGUGAAUCCUACAUCUCCUGAACAUUCGAAGCCAAGGCUCAUAUCGAGCAAUCAGGACGAGAUCGAAGACAAGCUGGAGGACAUCAAAAAACAUUUCUUUAUGAACAAAUAACUACAUCUGCGUAGAACGUUGUGGGUCAGCAUCAAAGCAGAGGGACUUGAACAUCUCUUCAAAUGUGAAGUAAAUCGAAGAUGCAUAGGAGUUCAAGGCUGCUGAGAAACAACCCAUUUCUCAACGCUGUGGUCGGAAUAGAUCAGACCUCGUUCUGAAGAAAAGUCGGACUUCUCCAACCCUUCUCCUCUCCUCCACCAGCACAUGUGGAACAUCUCAAAGCUACAUCCUUUACAACCAUACUUUCUCAAUAGCAAUUGGUAUUUGAUUUGAUUUGAUAUGGUAUUUGAUUUGAUUUGAAUAGAAAAAUGAAAUCUGCCUGUUUUUUUUUUUUUUCUCUCUCCAAAAUUUUUGAAUCUUAUUUUCAUGUAGUUACUAACAAACGUCCGGAAACAUGUUCAGCACUUGUCUUUUUUUUUGUAGCUUGUAAAUAUAUUCCUUGUUGUAAAAAGUAUUAAAUUUGUGCAAAAUUGUCUAAAUAUUAGAAUAAAUAUUGAAUAUUA
Molecule: messenger RNA, 4470 nt
Organism: Silurus meridionalis
Lineage: Eukaryota; Metazoa; Chordata; Actinopteri; Siluriformes; Siluridae
Gene: nr2e1
Product: nuclear receptor subfamily 2, group E, member 1
Exons: 9
Coding region: 1425-2615 (396 amino acids)
Biological process (GO): negative regulation of transcription by RNA polymerase II; anatomical structure development; cell differentiation
Molecular function (GO): nuclear receptor activity; zinc ion binding; RNA polymerase II cis-regulatory region sequence-specific DNA binding
Source: RefSeq, a predicted model, not a curated record